Molecule: messenger RNA, 759 nt
Organism: Parathielavia appendiculata
Lineage: Eukaryota; Fungi; Ascomycota; Sordariomycetes; Sordariales; Chaetomiaceae
Product: alpha/beta-hydrolase
Exons: 3
Coding region: 1-759 (252 amino acids)
Molecular function (GO): hydrolase activity
Source: RefSeq, a predicted model, not a curated record
AUGGCUUCGAAUCCCCCCGGAAGAUGCUGCACCGUCGGCUUCAAGCACGAUGGAACGCCUACCGGCAAGAUGGUCAGGGUCGCCGACAAGUAUGAUGCGUACGUUGCGACCCCGCCUGCCGAUAAUGCACACCAGGGUGCCGGCAUCCUCAUCAUCCCGGACGUCAUCGGCAUCUGGCAAAAUAGCAAGCUCAUCGCCGACCAGUUCGCCGCCAACGGCUACCUGACUCUUCUCCUCGACGUCUUCAACGGCGACCCGCUCCCGCUCAACCGCCCGGCCGACUUCGACAUCAUGGCGUGGAUCGCCAAGGGCUCUGACGGCAACAACCCGCACACCAAGGAGCAUGUUGAUCCCAUCGUGGUGGAGGGCAUCAAGGCGCUCAAGGAGGAAUAUGGUGUUACCAAGCUCGGUGCCGUAGGCUACUGCUUCGGGGCCAAGUACGUCGUGCGGCACUACAAGGACGGCAUCAAGGUCGGCUACGUGGCCCACCCGUCUUUCGUCGAGGAGGGCGAGCUCGAGGCCAUCACGGGCCCGCUGGCCAUCUCGGCCGCCGAGACCGACACCAUCUUCCCCGCCGAGAAGCGCCACCGGUCCGAGGAGAUCCUCAAGAAGGUCGGGCAACCGUACCAGAUCAACCUGUUUUCGCAGGUCCAGCACGGCUUCGCCGUCCGCUGCGACCCAAGCAUCAAGGUGCAGAAGUUUGCCAAGGAGCAGGCCUUUGCCCAGGCCGUCACCUGGUUUGAUGAGUACCUGCUGUGA